CGUAAUUAACUUAAUCAUUAAUCUCUGGGUUUGUUUCGAUGUUGAUGUUUUCCUUUCGUUUAAGUACAAUUUUACUGUUAGGUCUGUUGGAGUCCAUAGAUAAUUUAAGUCUGCAGGCCUCGAAUUUUUUCAACGCAGUUUUCUGCGCAGAGAAUUUCAUGACAACCCCGCAAUCAGCAAACUGUGCACGUGUGUGCGCGUGCGUGCGUGUGCGUGCAGUCUGCAGCCGCUGCAAUCAGGAGGAGCGUGUCUGCGGCCUCUGAUUCCUGCACAGGAUGCGAAGAGUCAACAAGGAGGCCAUUUACUCCCAAUUAGGGAAAUGAAACAGGACAGGGGGUGGAUGGGGGAGUGGGGGGUAUCACCGGACAGCAGCAGAGGCGGCGGCAGGAUGGCGGCACAGCCCCCCCCCCAAUCCUACUCCCCUUCUUAAAAAAAAUCAAGGUGCGCACGAAGACAUCUAUGGCGGCUUUUAUUUUGCUAUGCGCAUGUAAUGGACAGGCAAGUGACGAUAACGAACCGCCUGGAGAGCCCCAUCACGCCGAAUAACCUGGACAACCUGCAGGCGAAGAAGAACUUCUCGGUCAGCCACCUGUUGGACCUGGAGGAGGCUGGAGAGAUGGUCGGCACGCAGGCGGACGAGAGCGUCGGGGAGGCCGGCAGGAGUAUGCUGGAGUCCCCGGGACUGACCAGCGGGAGCGACACCACCCAGCAGGAGAAUGAGCAGAUGAACACAGAGGAGAAGAAGAAGAGGAAGCAGCGCAGGAAUCGCACCACCUUCAACAGCAGCCAGCUCCAGGCUCUGGAAAGGGUGUUUGAAAGGACGCACUACCCCGAUGCUUUUGUCAGGGAGGACCUGGCCCGCCGGGUCAACCUCACCGAAGCCAGAGUCCAGGUUUGGUUCCAGAACCGAAGAGCCAAGUUCCGCCGAAACGAGAGAGCCAUGCUGGCCAGCAAAAACGCCUCCCUCCUCAAGUCCUACUCAGGAGAAGUGACGGCGGUGGAGCAGCCCAUCGUGCCGCGCCCCGCCCCUCGCCAGAACGAUUACCUAUCCUGGGGCAGUGCUGCCCCUUACAGCUGGUAUCCCAUGCUGGAGGGGGGGCCGGCGCGAGUGCCACAGAAAAUGCUGCCCUCAGAGAACAACGCCAUGGCCACCUACCCGCCUACCUGCUCCAACACCAACACAUCCCAGGGGAUGAACAUGGCCAACAGCAUCGCCAACCUGCGGCUCAAAGCCAAGGAGUACAGCUUGAACCAGGUGCCAACGGUCAACUGAGAGUCCCACCAACAGCCGAGGUUUGGAGGGCUGCUGAUGGCAGGAUUUUGUGACUUUCUUCUAUUCCUGAGCUGAUUUCCUGCUCGUACCAAAGAGCCGUGGAUGCUGCAGCCGAAUGUCGUCUUGAUUGCGAUCGUGACUGUAACCGAGGACGAUCUCCAGUCUCAAGACUUGUUUUUUUUUUUUUUAAAUGGAGACUCCCACACAUGGAAUAACCUCCCUGUCCUUUCUUCUGGGGUUUGGAUGGAGAUAUGCACCACAAGUGCUACCAACUUCUGUCUUUUUUUAUAAAAGAAAACAUCCAGCAGACUUUGUCUGACAUUUACUCCAAUUUUUUAAGAUAGUUUUUUUUUCUUCCCACAUUUCUUUUCCAUGUAAUACCACUGAGAAGCAACCCAUUUUGAUGUCUAUGUUAUAGUCCAGUAUAAAAGAAGAAACUAAUGUAUUUCUGAAUCCAGAACCAGUAGAUGAUUCCAUAUGAUAUCCUUUAUUUGUAACAGAACCUUGUAUGUUAAUAAAAUGCGAUUCAAGCAAUGCAGCA
Oryzias melastigma (Indian medaka) is the source of this 1814-nucleotide messenger RNA. It is a transcript of the gene prrx1b, whose product is annotated as paired related homeobox 1b. Bases 491 to 1273 code for a protein of 260 amino acids. The record is from RefSeq and is a predicted model, not a curated record. The transcript is spliced from 6 exons. Gene Ontology annotation, biological process: regulation of DNA-templated transcription. NCBI's taxonomy places the organism in Eukaryota, Metazoa, Chordata, Actinopteri, Beloniformes, Adrianichthyidae. Gene Ontology annotation, molecular function: DNA-binding transcription factor activity, RNA polymerase II-specific; DNA binding.